AUGCCUCGGAAGCAGCAAGCUGACUGCAUCCUCCUCUUCACCUUCCUGGGUCUGUCUGGGCUGGUUGGUGCAGUUACCAGAACAUACCACAUCGGGAUUGUGGAAGAAUACUGGAACUAUGUACCCCAAGGGAAGAAUGUUAUUACUGGCAGAAGUUUCGCAGAAGACAAACUUGCAACCUUAUUUCUCGAAAGAGGGCCCAACAGGAUAGGCGCUCUUUACAAAAAGGCCAUUUACAGGCACUACACAGAUGAGACCUAUUCCACGGAGAUCCCCAAACCCCCCUGGCUUGGAUUCCUGGGCCCCAUCUUGAGGGCUGAAGUGGGUGAUGUGAUCGUCAUUCAUUUAAAGAACUUUGCUUCGCGACCCUACUCUCUGCAUCCACAUGGCGUUUUCUACAACAAGGAUUCGGAAGGAGCCCUGUAUCCAGAUGGAACGUCUGGAAGGAACAAGGAUGAUGACAUGGUUCCUCCUGGCAAAAACUAUACCUACAUCUGGCCAGUGAGAGAAGAAUAUGCCCCUGCCCCAGCAGAUGCCAACUGCCUGACCUGGGUCUACCAUUCGCACAUUGAUGCCCCUAAGGACAUCUGCUCUGGGCUAAUUGGCCCACUGCUGGUGUGCAAGGAAGGUAUGUUACAUAAAUAUUCAGGGACAAGGACUGAUGUGGACCGAGAGUUUGUUAUAAUGUUUACUCUGGUGGAUGAGAAUCAAAGCUGGUACCUCGAUGAAAAUAUCAGAUAUUUCUGCACUGACCCUGAUUCGGUUGACAAAGAAGAUGCUGUUUUCCAGAGGAGUAACAAAAUGCAUGCGCUCAACGGAUACCUCUUUGGAAACUUCCCGGAGCCUGAAAUGUGCGUUGGUGAAUCGGUAUCCUGGCACCUGUUUGGGAUGGGGAAUGAGAUAGACAUCCAUUCCAUCUAUUUUUAUGGUAACACCUUCAUCAGCAGAGGGCAUCGGACAGAUGUCGUCAACCUGUUCCCAGCCACCUUCCUGACCACAGAGAUGAUAGCUCAGAAUCCUGGGAAGUGGAUGAUAACCUGCCAAGUCAGCGAUCACCUCCAAGCUGGUAUGCUGGGGCAGUACAAUGUUGGUAACUGCAAAAGUGAUGUUUUUCACCCCAAGAUGAAGGGUCAACGGAGACGCUACUUUAUAGCAGCUGAAAAAAUUCUUUGGGAUUACGGUCCUCAAGGCUAUAACAAAUUCAGUGGCCUUCCCCUCAAUGCCUCUGGCAGUGAAUCUGAGCUCUACUUCACACAAGGGGACAACAGAAUAGGAGGAAAAUAUUGGAAGGCUAAAUAUGUAGAGUACAUUGAUGAGACUUUUACUCGAAGAAAGAGACUCUCGGAGGCAGAAGCCCACCUUGGAAUUCUUGGCCCUGUCAUCAAGGCGGAGGUUGGUGAUACCCUGUUAGUGACCUUUGCCAACAAAGCUGACAAGGUCUACAGUAUUUUGCCUCAUGGUGUGGUCUAUGACAAGGCCUCUGAUGCGGCCCCCAAUGUCGAUGGAUUUCUGAAGCCAGGGGCACAUGUUAAGCCAGGUGAAACCUUCACAUAUAGAUGGAUGGUGCCUGAAGGCGUGAGCCCAACGGCUGAUGAUCCCCCGUGUCUGACCUAUCUUUACUUCUCAGCAGUCGAGCCAAUCAAGGACACCAGCUCUGGCCUCGUAGGGCCUCUGCUAGUCUGUAAAAAGGGCGUUCUCAGUGCUGAUGGGACACAGAAAGGAAUAGACAAGGAAUUUUACCUGCUCUUCACAGUCUUUGAUGAGAAUCUGAGCAGGUAUCUUGAUGAAAAUAUUCAGAAGCUUACCUGGCGUCCCUUCAGUGUUGACAAGGAGGACAAGGAGUUUGUGAAGUCCAACCGAAUGCACGCUAUUAAUGGCUAUAUGUAUGGCAACCAGCCAGGCCUAACCAUGUGCAAAAAGGAUAGAGUUUCCUGGCAUCUGAUUGGAAUGGGCACUGACACUGACAUGCAUGGAGUUUAUUUUCAAGGGAACACCAUCCACCUGCGAGGGACUCACCGCGACUCCCUGGCCCUGUUUCCCCACGUCUCCACGACGGCAUUCAUGCAGCCGGGCGGCGCAGGUAUCUUCAGGGUGCUCUGCUCCACCCUGCACCACUUCGAGAGAGGCAUGAGUCAGAUAUACGAGGUCAGCAGCUGUGGCAACAGGGACCCUUCUGAGCAGCCGUACGGGAUGAUAAGAACCUUUUACAUCGCCGCUGAAGAGGUAGAAUGGGAUUAUGCCCCUAACAAAAACUGGGAGUUCGAAAAGCAGCCGUUGGACGCAGGAGGGGAAAGGCACGGAGAUAUCUUUAUGAACCACACUGAGAACUGGAUCGGCUCUCAAUACAAGAAGGUGGUUUACAGGGAAUACACCAACGGAGAAUUUGUGGAGAUCAAAGCCCGACCGCCGAGAGAGGAGCACUUGGCACUCCUUGGCCCAAUGAUUCAUGCCGAGGUUGGCGACUCCGUCCUGAUCGUGUUUAUGAACAAGGCCAAGCGCCCCUACUCCAUCUCAGCCCAAGGUGUGGAGGAGGCGGACAGAGGGAAGGGACUCCAAGUGCCCGUCACAAAGCCAGGAGAAAUAAAAACUUACAGAUGGAAUGUCCCUAAAAGGUCUGGCCCAGGGCCAUCGGACCCAAAUUGUAUUCCGUGGGUUUACUAUUCAACAGUAAACUUUGUGAAGGAUACAUAUAGUGGUUUGAUGGGUCCUCUGAUUACCUGCAGAGAAGGAGUGUUGAAUGAAAAGGGAAGACGGAGCGAUGUGGAUUAUGAAUUUGUUCUCUUGUUUUUGGUAUUUAAUGAGAAUGAAUCCUGGUAUCUGGAUGACAAUAUUAAGAAGUAUCUUAAUAAAGAUCCACGAGAUUUUAAGCCCUCUGAUGAUUUUGAGGAGAGCAACAAAAUGCAUGCUAUUAAUGGAAAGAUUUUCGGGAAUCUCCAUGGCCUCAUCAUGAAUGAAGAUACAAUGACAAACUGGUAUUUGUUAGGAAUAGGAAGUGAAGUGGACAUACACACCAUCCAUUAUCAUGCCGAGAGCUUUCUUUUCAAAAUAGAUAAAUCUUACCGAGAAGAUGUCUAUGACCUCUUUCCUGGGACAUUCCAAACCAUUGAACUGUUUGCGGAUCACCCAGGGACAUGGCUGUUACAUUGUCACGUGUCUGACCACAUCCAUGCUGGCAUGGAGACAACCUACACGGUCCUUCGGAACAUAGACAACAGGAUUCCUUAUUCCACCAAGUCUCCUUCUGGAGGAUCGUCUCACCCAGCCACGGUGCCCUCCAACGAAGAACCUGGCAAGGAGCAGCUCUACUUCUUCGGCAAGAAUCUGGGUCCCAGAGGAGCCAAAGCAGCCUUGGUCAUCCUUUUCAUCAUCGGAUUCCUCCUUCUGAUCAUCACAGUGAUUCUCUCAUUCAGCCUGUGCUUGGCAAAGAAGCGGGUGGCAUACCAGGAAGUCCAGUCCUGCGCGCUCCCCACGGAUGCACUGUGAACCAGCUGGUCUUCCUCAGUAGGGAAACUGGACCAGGGCAUCGUUCGCCAAGGAAGGUUGACAUGGUUUCCUGGAUCAGGCGCUGAUCCUCUGGAACACCAUCAAAGCAAUUUGCUUUUAUUUAUUUUUAAGUGGGCUGUGAAUAAUCCUCAGGUAUAAAAUACAGGAAAAGAAGAAUGGGCGUGACUGAGAAAACAGACUCAGUCUGUUCUCUGAAUUCACUGAAGUGGGAAGGCUCUCUGAAAAAUACCUUUAUUUUCCGUCUUUUGUAAUUCUUAGAUUAGUGCCUCUUUAACAAACCAUCAAAGUAGAUGGACAAUUUGGGGAAAGCGUUAACAUGGCCUCAGCCAUCUAACUGGAAUGGCACUGAUUUUUCAGCACUGUUAUGUAAGACAUUUCUCUUAGUUGUUUCAGGGAAAAUAACUUUCCAAGGAAUUCAUGAUUACAUCUAAAUCAGUAUCUGCUGAUAGAAUUGGACCACAUGAAUUUUUGGGGGGCUUUAUCCAGCUCCCCUGACCUUUUCCCCUUUAAUAUAAAUAGCCUGUGCAUGGUUUGCUGCAAAAGGCAGAGUUACACACAUUUUUAAAAAAUUCUGUUUUUACGCAAAUCUGCAGAGAUACUUGAACAUUUAGAACUCACUUCAUGUUACACAUUUUUACAUGUUUCCAUGGCCAUGUUUUUAUAUUCAGAAAUCAACUAGAGAACUUGUAUUUCUACUUCAGCAUGUGGAUCUGUGAAACAGCAGGCUAGGUUCUCCCACUGUGAGUCAGAGGCUCCCUGAGAGUUUAGUGGGAUCUUCUAAGGGGGAAGGAAGCUUUGCCGGUGAGUUAGGGCUUGAAUCUUGAGUCUGAUUUUUCAUUCAGUUAGGAGGAUCUUUCCCAGUUUCCAUUUCUGAUGAAGUAAAGACAGUUUCAUCGUGUGAGAAACACCAGGAAGAAUUCGUCAGUGACGCUGACUGGUUAGGAGGAGGAGGGGGUCUCACAAAAUCCUGGAGUCCAUGCCUCUUAAAGACAUAACCUUUGAUGGGACGAGAAAAGAAGAGAAAGAGAGUCCCAGUGGCAAUUUUUUAAACCAAUAAAUUGGCUUUAAGACAGGUAUUACAGUUUUCAAGGCUCAGAUGCAAAAUAAAAUGUUGAACAACUAAACUCAACCCAUUUCCAGGCAAUCCAUGCUCUAUACAUGCCUAAAUGUCAGGUGUAAGAUUAAUAAAAGCAACAUUGUUUAUUGCUAGACUGAGACACUGCCCUUAGCUCAGGGCAAGAUGCCCUGCGAUGCUCACGCUGUUGCCGAAUGAGUGAUGUUAGUCCCUCUGCCUCAGCAGUGGGUCAUCUGGAUGUCCUGGUGGACGAGUAGGACCUAAUAAAUACUCUGGUGGAGGGACCUUUCAUACUUUCUCAUCUUCAUCUUGGUGAGGGGAAAUGGGUCAUUUGAUAGAAGCUCUAGUCUUACUUAAACAGGAUUUGAAUUCUAAUAGUUCUGUUCGUAGUUUGCUUGAAUGUCACAUGAAACACAGUACCCAACAUUCUGAAUUCCAGCCUGCUAACCACUGAUAAUGUGAUUUUGUAGUAUGUAUUCUACAGUUUUCAUACAUGUGUAGGCUGUAUAAUUUCAUAAUAAUAAUUAUGAUAAAUGCCUUAUUUAUAACUUACCUAGACAACAAAUUAUUUAGUUGUAAGAUUUUUCCUUUUCUCUUAGUUUAUUUUUUUAAUGACAAUGGAACCACAAAAUAGUUUGAU
This is a messenger RNA of Camelus dromedarius (Arabian camel), 5219 nucleotides long. It is a transcript of the gene HEPHL1, whose product is annotated as hephaestin like 1. The coding region runs from base 1 to 3483 and encodes 1160 amino acids. Lineage: Eukaryota; Metazoa; Chordata; Mammalia; Artiodactyla; Camelidae. Gene Ontology annotation, molecular function: signaling receptor activity; oxidoreductase activity; copper ion binding. Gene Ontology annotation, cellular component: plasma membrane. The record is from RefSeq and is a predicted model, not a curated record. The transcript has 20 exons.